UCUCCAGGCUAAAUCAAUUGGUACCAGAAGAGCCAAGAAGCCACACAUGCAGCUGCCUCUUUGCUCUGGCCCUCCCAACCUCUCCCUUCUCUGCUUUCCUGUCAGUGUUACUCCAGAAGACAUUCACAUCUAAUCAACCUCUCUCAAGCAUCUCCAAGCUACUGAGUAUAUAUAUUUUACUACAAGAGCCCCGGGAAGAGGGGCAAGUGUGAGACUUCAACACUUCGACUUAAAAAGAUCAUCAACGAAUUUCCUGAAAUGUUUAAGAACAAUUAAAAGGAACCUGCGUUUUCAAGCUAUCAACUAAGCGAGCAAUCAUACCACCCACCUCCUAAGACACCGUCGCUCGGGUGAGGCGGUCGGCGAGAUGACAGCUGCUUUUUCAUCUGUGAAUGUAAUAAAUAUUGGCUGCUUUUAAUAUUUGCCAGGACCUCUCCUUCUUGUUCCCCGGAAUUUUAACUCUAAAAGAUUGGCGAAAAGAUUAUCUACAAGGCUUUGGCAAGCCUCCAAAAUGAUGCUGAGUCCGGACCAAGCCGCCGACUCAGAUCACCCCAGCUCGACACACUCGGACCCCGAGUCUCUGGGCGGCGCAGACGCCAAGGUGCUGGGCAGCGUGUCGGACCUGGAGCCGGUAGAGGAGGUGGACGGCGACAACAAGGGCGGCAGCCGGGCCGCACUCUACCCGCAUCCGCAGCAGCUGAGCCGCGAGGAGAAGCGCCGCCGCAGGCGCGCGACCGCCAAGUACCGCUCGGCUCACGCCACCCGCGAGCGCAUCCGCGUGGAGGCCUUCAACCUGGCCUUCGCCGAGCUCCGCAAACUGCUGCCCACGCUGCCCCCGGACAAGAAGCUCUCCAAGAUCGAGAUCCUGCGCCUGGCCAUCUGCUACAUCUCCUAUCUCAACCACGUCCUGGACGUGUAGGGCGGGGGACGCCACAGGACG
Molecule: messenger RNA, 940 nt
Organism: Phodopus roborovskii (desert hamster)
Lineage: Eukaryota; Metazoa; Chordata; Mammalia; Rodentia; Cricetidae
Gene: Nhlh2
Product: nescient helix-loop-helix 2
Exons: 3
Coding region: 512-919 (135 amino acids)
Biological process (GO): regulation of transcription by RNA polymerase II
Molecular function (GO): DNA-binding transcription factor activity, RNA polymerase II-specific; RNA polymerase II cis-regulatory region sequence-specific DNA binding; protein dimerization activity
Source: RefSeq, a predicted model, not a curated record